CCCAUCUCUCAUCAUGGCAACCCCAACCCAAUCCUCUACUGAACCCUCUCCUCCCUUCAUGAAUGGUCAUCAUGAUGAAGAUGAGAAGUGCUCCUGCAAGGAAUCUCUCAAAACAAUCAUUCCAGACAAACUUAUUGUCUCUGAGUUGCCCAGAGAAAGAGGAUGGCUAACUGAGCACAUUCAUUUGUACAAUGGGUUUUGGUACCCACCACGCAUCAUCCAUGGCCUCCUAGCCCUCCACCAACACUUCAAACCACACCCCAAUGAUGUCCUCUUAGCCAGCUUCCCCAAAUCUGGAACCACUUGGCUCAAGGCUCUUCUCUUCACCAUUGUGAACCGGGCAAAGUACAAUGGAACUAUGCACCCUUUGCUCACCUCAAACCCUCAUGAUUUGGUCCCCUGGUUAGAGGCUUAUGCCUCUUCCAACCCCACAAACCCCCGCCCAAACUCUUCCUUGUUCCACACCCACCUAGCCUACCCAACGUUGCCACAACAAAUCUACACCUCUUCAUCGUCAUCGUGUCGGAUCGUUUACGUGUUUCGUGACCCCAAGGAUGUUUUGGUUUCCUGCUGGCACUUCCUCGCCGAGCUGAGGCCCAAACACUUCCCUCCCAUCUCUCUCCAAGAGGCUUUCGAUCAAUUCUCGCGCGGCGCCUCGCCUUUCGGGCCGUUCUGGGAUCACGUCGCCGGCUACUUUAAAGCCAGUGUCCAAUCUCCCGACAAAGUGUUGUUCGUGAGUUACGAGGAUUUGAAGAGAGACACUGUCGUCCAUGUCAAGAGGGUGGCGGAGUUUCUGGGCCGCCCUUUCACGGCGGAGGAAGAGAAGCAAGGGGUGGUGCGGGAAAUCACAGAUUUGUGUAGCUUCGAGAAGUUGAGCAGUUUGGAAGUGAACAAAAACGGUUCACACCAUGAAGAAACCGGUUCGGUGAAGGAGAUUAGAAACAACGUUUAUUUCAGAAAAGGCGAGAUUGGGGAUUCGAAGAACCACCUUUCGGGAAAAAUGAUGGAGAUUCUCGAUCAAAUCACUGAGGAGAAAUUCAAAGAUCUUGGCCUGUUGGUUUGAAAAGAAGUCAAAACUCCAUGAUUAUUAGUAUUUUAAUUUUUAA
Molecule: messenger RNA, 1106 nt
Organism: Ipomoea nil (Japanese morning glory)
Lineage: Eukaryota; Viridiplantae; Streptophyta; Magnoliopsida; Solanales; Convolvulaceae
Product: flavonol 3-sulfotransferase-like
Exons: 1
Coding region: 14-1063 (349 amino acids)
Biological process (GO): sulfation
Cellular component (GO): cytoplasm
Molecular function (GO): sulfotransferase activity
Source: RefSeq, a predicted model, not a curated record